AUGAUCGCCAACGUGACAUACGGCUACACUUCGGCGGGCUUUUCGGGGCGCAUGCCAUUCGCGGAGCUGGCGGACGCCAUUGUUCAGUCGGGAAGGGAGACCCUGCAGAACGCCAUCAAGAUGGUGGAGGCGCACAGGGACUGGAAGGCCAAGGUGGUGUACGGAGACACGGACUCGCUGUUCGUCCUGUUGGAAGGCAGGUCGCGGGAGGAGGCUUUCAGGAUCGGGCAGGAAAUUGUGUCUGCUGUCACGAGCGCGAACCCCUCUCCCAUCAAGCUGAAGCUAGAGAAGGUCUAUCAGCCGUGCGUGCUUCAGACGAAGAAACGCUACGUGGGGUUCAGCUAUGAGCACCCAUUGCAACAGCAGCCCGUUCUCGACGCCAAGGGCAUCGAGACCAUCCGUAGGGAUGCGUGUCCCGCGGUGGCAAAGAUCCUGGAACGCACGCUCAGGAUUCUCUUCACGACGAAGGACCUGUCCCAGGUGAAGUCGUACCUAUGUCGACAAUGGUCGAAGAUCCUGUCGGGGCGCGUUGCCCUGCAAGAUUUCGUCUUCGCCAAAGAAGUGCGCAUGGGCAGCUACAGCGCCACCGCGGGCGCCAUACCGCCAGCCGCAAUUGUGGCAGCAAAGGCGAUGUCCGUGGACCCUCGCGCAGAGCCCCGCCACGCCCAGCGCAUCCCCUACGUCGUCAUCUACGGCGAGCCCGGCGCCCGUCUGGUGGACAUGGUCGUGGCGCCCCACGCCCUGGUGGACUCCCGCGGGACCUUGCGCCUGCAUGGCCUGUACUACAUCACCAAGCAGAUCAACCCGGCUGUGGGGCGGGUGAUGGCCCUCGUGGGUGCGGACGUGGCAGCCUGGUUCGCCAGGAUGCCGCGGCCCAUGAGGAUGAUGCCGCAGAAGCGGCCUCAGUGGGCGCUGCCGCUGGGGGCCCCGUCAGAGGGGGAGGGCCAUGGGGCGACCAUCGAUUCGUACUACCUGUCGAGGCACUGCGCGGUGUGUGACGGCCUGACGUACGCGCACCAGGCCGUGUGCCCCCGCUGCAUCGAGGACCCCCAGCUGUCGUUGGGCGUCCUGACGGCGAGGGCUAGCCGCCUACAGCGCCUCCACGCCCAGCUCGUGCGGGUCUGCCUGAGCUGUGGCGGGGCCGGUGGGGCCGAUGGCGGCAUCUCCUGCCGCUCCCUCGACUGCGGCGUAUUUUUUGAUCGGAAGAAGCUCAUGGGCGAAAUGGCGACUGCGGAAGUGCUGGCACGCUCUGCAGGAGAGCUGUUCUGA
Molecule: messenger RNA, 1269 nt
Organism: Ostreobium quekettii
Lineage: Eukaryota; Viridiplantae; Chlorophyta; Ulvophyceae; Bryopsidales; Ostreobiaceae
Source: the annotation of a GenBank genome assembly